GUCACUCCUUUGCUAGCAUUCCAUCUCUCCAACCAAAAAGCCAUUAUCAACACGCCCCCCCCCCCCCCCCCCCCCCCCCCCCCCCCCCCCCCCCCCCCCCCACAACCCCCCGGGCGCUCUCUCUCUCUAGGUUUUCUUUCUUUCCUUUCCGGAGAAACCUUACCUGAACACAGAGUCAAAAUUGCAGCCGAAAGAAGUAAAACCCACCAAGUUACCCAUUUCUCUACACAGACAGGGACUGUAUAGUUUGGGGUUCUGAAUGGAAUUGGAUAGCAUUGAAUGCAUAUCGUCGUCGGAUGGUAUGGACGAAGAUGAGAUCCACCAUCUUCUUCACCCUCAGUUUCAAUCUUCCAAGCCCAACAACGUCGUCUCCCCUGCGAUCCAUCCAACCACAAGUGUCCAUGAGCUUCUUGAAUGUCCCGUCUGUACCAAUUCAAUGUACCCUCCAAUUCACCAGUGUCAUAAUGGGCACACCCUCUGUUCAACGUGUAAAGCUAGGGUGCACAACCGCUGCCCCACUUGUAGACAGGAGCUUGGUGAUAUAAGGUGUCUAGCAUUGGAAAAGGUCGCAGAAUCGCUUGAGCUGCCUUGUAAGUAUUGCUCUCUUGGGUGCCCUGAGAUCUUCCCCUAUUACAGCAAGCUUAAGCACGAGACCGUAUGUAACUUCAGACCAUACAACUGCCCGUAUGCGGGAUCAGAAUGCUCGGUUGUUGGGGAUAUUCCAUACCUGGUUAAUCAUCUUCGGGAUGAUCACAAAGUAGACAUGCACUCCGGAUGCACAUUCAACCAUCGAUAUGUGAAGUCUAACCCAAGGGAGGUUGAGAAUGCCACAUGGAUGUUAACAGUUUUCAAUUGCUUUGGGCAGUACUUCUGCCUCCAUUUCGAAGCUUUCCAGCUGGGGGUGGGCCCUGUGUAUAUGGCAUUUCUACGGUUCAUGGGCGACGAGACGGAGGCCCGGAACUACAGCUACAGCUUGGAGGUCGGGGGAAACGGCCGGAAACUCAUCUGGGAGGGCACUCCGAGAAGUAUAAGGGACAGUCACCGGAAGGUUCGGGACAGCCAUGACGGGCUCAUUAUACAGCGGAAUAUGGCCCUCUUCUUCUCUGGAGGCGACAGGAAAGAGCUGAAGCUGCGCGUUACGGGUCGCAUUUGGAAGGAACAGCAGAACCCGGAUGGCGGGGCUUGUAUUCCAAACCUCUGUAGCUAAAUAUAUAUAUAUAUAUGUAUGUAUUUUAUAUGGGUGAUGAUGGAGAAAUGCUGACACUUGUUGGUAUUGUGGAUGUUGUUCGCUGGUGCUGGAAGUAGUUUUUGCUUUCUUGGUGGUGUUCAAUAAAAAAGUUGAUUUUGCUUUGCUUGGUUUUAA
Molecule: messenger RNA, 1363 nt
Organism: Diospyros lotus (date-plum)
Lineage: Eukaryota; Viridiplantae; Streptophyta; Magnoliopsida; Ericales; Ebenaceae
Product: E3 ubiquitin-protein ligase SINAT3-like
Exons: 3
Coding region: 260-1207 (315 amino acids)
Biological process (GO): ubiquitin-dependent protein catabolic process; multicellular organism development
Cellular component (GO): cytoplasm
Molecular function (GO): ubiquitin protein ligase activity; zinc ion binding; protein binding
Source: RefSeq, a predicted model, not a curated record